Molecule: messenger RNA, 1687 nt
Organism: Arachis stenosperma
Lineage: Eukaryota; Viridiplantae; Streptophyta; Magnoliopsida; Fabales; Fabaceae
Product: beta-amyrin 28-monooxygenase-like
Exons: 4
Coding region: 61-1509 (482 amino acids)
Biological process (GO): sterol metabolic process
Molecular function (GO): monooxygenase activity; iron ion binding; oxidoreductase activity, acting on paired donors, with incorporation or reduction of molecular oxygen
Source: RefSeq, a predicted model, not a curated record
GAGUUCUAAAACUAUCAAAAAAAAAAAAAAAAAAAACAACAACAACAAAGAGAUACUAACAUGGAGGUGGCCAAGCUUCUAGGCUUGCCAGCACUUUUGUUUCUCUUGGUCCUUUGUUUUCAGCUGAUAAGAAAGUUUGUGAAACUCGGAAAGAAGCCAAAUCUUCAUCUUCCCCCUGGAAGCUUAGGAUGGCCGAUAGUCGGAGAAACCUUUGAGUUUAUGCGCGAAUCUAAGAAGGGAAACAUGUCAAGGUUCACACUAGAGAGAAUGGAGAAAUAUGACUCCAGAGUGUUCAAGACUUCAUUUCUUGGAGAUCCAAUGGCUGUGUUUUGCGGCAUGGCCGGGAACAAGUUCUUGUUCAGCAAUGAGAACAAACAUGUCCAACUAUGGUGGCCCUCUUCAAUAAGGAAGCUGUUAAGGACAUCUCUGGUUACUAAGAUUGGUGAAGAUGCAAAGUUGACUAGAAAGUUGCUACUGAGCUUUCUUAGUGCAGAAGCACUCAGAAAUUUCGUGCCCAAAAUGGAUAGAAUUGCUCGGAGCCAUUUAAACACACAUUGGAAAGGAAAGGAGCAGGUGAUUGUGUAUUCCACAACACAGCUAUACACAUAUUCAUUGGCUUGUUGCUUAUUUUUGAGCAUUGAAGACCCUGCCCAUGUAUCAAAGUUUUCAUCCAAGUUUGAAGGGCUUGUGAAAGGCAUGCUUGGCUUCCCCGUCAACUUGCCCGGAACAAAAUUCCAUCAAGCCGUGAAAGCCGCAGACGAAAUAAGGAAAGAGAUUAAAAUGCUUGUAAGGCAAAGGAAAGUGGAUUUGGAAGAGAAGGCGUCUGCAUCACCUAGCCAAGACCUUUUGUCACAUUUGCUUGUCACACCUGAUGCCAGUGGAAGAUUCAUGCCCCAAGAGGAGAUCAUUGACAUCAUGCUACAGCUGCUUUUUGCUGGCCACGACACUUCUCGGUCGGCCUUAUCGUCUAUCAUGAAGUAUCUUGGCGAAAUGCCUCAAGUUUAUGAACAGGUUUUGGAAGAACAACUCAACAUAAGCCGAGGGAAAGGGACAGGGGAGUUGUUGCAAUGGGAUGAUGUUCAGAAAAUGAAGUAUUCUUGGAAUGUUGCAUCUGAAGUCAUGAGGCUAUCACCACCUGUUGCUGGUGCUUACAGAGAAGCAACAGGGAAUUUUACCUUUGCUGGCUAUACCAUUCCUAAGGGCUGGAAGUUGAACUGGACCACUUUCUCGACACACAUGGAUCCGGCACACUUUCCGAAUCCCAAAGUUUUUGAUGCAUCAAGGUUUGAAGGGGAAGGUCCUGCACCCUAUUCAUAUGUUCCAUUUGGAGGAGGGCCUCGAAUGUGUUUGGGACUAGAGUUUGCAAGGCUAGAGAUACUUGUGUUCAUGCAUCACAUUGUGAAACACUUCAAGUGGGAUUUGGUGAAUCCAAAUGAGAAGUUUAAGUAUGAUCCCUUGCUUGAGCCAGAAAAUGGACUUCCAAUUCGGCUUCACCCUCGCCCUGUCUAACCAAGUUGUCAUCUGUUUUGUCAAAACUUAUUUGGAUCUCUCUGUACUCAGCAAAUACUCUAUUUUUCAUAAUGCUAUUGUUUAAGUUUAUGGCAAUAUUUUCUGUUGAAUGAUGUAUACAAUAGCAAUUUCUAUGGCGGCUUUUGUUAAGUUAGGGUCCACAAUUUAAUUUUUUUAU